Phaeoacremonium minimum UCRPA7 is the source of this 372-nucleotide messenger RNA. RefSeq lists its product as hypothetical. The record is from RefSeq and is a predicted model, not a curated record. Lineage: Eukaryota; Fungi; Ascomycota; Sordariomycetes; Togniniales; Togniniaceae. The transcript is spliced from 2 exons. The coding region runs from base 1 to 372 and encodes 123 amino acids.
AUGGCCCGCAAAAUCCUGAAUACUAUUAUCAAGCACGGCGCCGCGAUCCACGCCACCCAGUUCUCCUUCUCCGCCAAGGCGCGGUCGGUGGAGCAGAUGGAGUCGAUGAUGACCAGCCAGGUAGCCCACGGCGUCGUCCAGGCCAUUGGUCGCCUCUCCGCCUUUCCCUACUGGGUCCUUGGCAGCGUCGGCGUCAGCGUCGGCGUCGGCGUCGGCGUCGGCGUCGGCAUCGUCGUAUGGCUCACCGGCGGCAAAGAUGUCGCGCUCGCUCGUGCGCGCGCUGGUGCUGGCUCUGGUGCUACUGUGGCAGUAGAUGGAACUGAUCGCGACUUCCGUCAGCAUACGGCAAGCAAGCCACGCAGCUCAGUCUAG